CCUACACACCGAUAUCUCUUCCAGAGCGCCACUGCGCGUCCGGACGACUUUGUAUUUCUUCUUGUUGAGCUUUGGUUGGUAAAGAUGUACUUCCCGACAUCCGCUGCUCGGCAGCUCUCGACUAUGCCGUCGUUGCCUAACCUCGCUCCGGAACCCGUGAUCGCAUUGUCUCCCAGCCUCAACAAGGCUCUCUUUUGUACGCUUACGAAGAACGGGAUUGCUGUUUGGCGAGCUAGGCCCUCCGUGGUCCUUGCUUUUUUGUCGAGAACGACCACUUCAUUGCUUGAGCAUGGAGAAAAUGUUUCCGCUAAAUGGGCCCCGGAUGGAUCGAGAAUACUGAUACAAACCAGCAAAUCGUAUUUAGUUCUCGUUCAUUUACACUACGAUGGCCGACCAGCAAUGGAACCGUAUCAGACUCCUCCCCUGCCUUCGAACGCUCAACGACACUUUCAGCCCGGUCCUGGAGAGGCUCUCCCGAUGUUUUCGGUCUCUCUUAGCUUCGAAGGUGUUAUUCGUGUGGACGGCGAUCUCUUGAGUGUCUCUCCUCGGAGGAAUUGCAUUAUGUUCUCUACCAAGGACCCUCCCUCCGUACAACGCAUACCUUGGCCAACGAUAGAUGACGAUUUCAACGACGGCAAUAAUGAUGCAGAAGCAAGGCGGACACUGACGGGGCACGACACGUGGAUUCUAAAUGACUAUGAGUUGCCUUGGUUAAUGAAUGCUAAUGUGACCGUUGUUCAGAUGUCAUACUCGCGAGCCGCGAAGGUAGAGACGUGGAUCACAUCUGACGGACGUGCAUAUUUUGUUCAGCUGGUCGAGAAAGAACUCAGCCGAGAAAGCAAUAGCCCCCAGGAGCCUGUGACGGAGGAACAGCAGAACCGGGAUAGCCAGAGCUCAGAAGGCUCAAUAUUACAAUGGCAAGGUGUUUGCAUUCACGACGUGGAACCUCCACGAUGGGUCCAGAAACAAAAAGCUCCUGCGGAUGAUAGUACUGACGGCGAAUUUGACUAUAUUGAUUCUCGACGGGCAGUUUGUGUGGCAACGAACUCGAAAUUCUCAGUAGUGGCCACCGGAACACAGAGCGGUACUGUGGAACUCGCCAGUUUUCCUUCAUUUGAGGGAGAAAUGCCUAAGGCACAAAUCCUGUCAUUACCAACUUUACUUGGGCGUACAAAGUCAGGAUCUGUCUGUGCUAUGGAAUGGAGCUCGGAUGGUUAUGCUCUUGCUGUUGGCUGGAAGAAUGGUUGGGCGGUGUGGAGUAUAGGCGGCAGAUGUCUGGCAUGGGGGUUUGGUGUCGAGGAGGACGUAGACAAUGAAAGAUUCCGAGAUAUUUUCAUGUUCGGAGUACUGGAUCUUUUCUGGGGACAAGGGAACUUUGAGUUAUUCGUAGUGUCCCAGCCCAGCCUAAAUAAUCCAGAUGGACAGCUUUUUGUUAUUCCUUUCGCAAAAAGUGCCGUGACCGAACAGCAAACACCCGAUAACACACGUUACGCAUUCCUACAAUUGGACGAUCGAGUGCUCGUUUAUCGUGGCGCUGAUCAGCCUGACAUGAGUGUUAUCAAUCCAGAGUCGGACGUUUGGCAGCACAUCAAGAUCCCUCUGGAAUAUCUUGCGUCGAAUUGGCCUAUACGUUAUUCAGCGAUAAGCAUGGAUGGUCGUCUCAUUGCCGUCGCAGGUCGACGGGGGCUGAUCCACUUCAGCACUACGUCUGGCCGAUGGAAACUAUUCGGUGACAGUGUGCAGGAGCAAGCGUUUGCAGUCAGGGGUGGGGUCCUCUGGUUCCACCAUGUUUUAAUCGCGGCGGUUGAAUUAUCAAAAGCAUAUCAGCUUAGACUAUAUUCCCGAGACCUAGACCUUAGUAACCAAAACGUCCUUCAUAGGGAAAUUCUGACAUCACCUGUUGUUACAAUGUCGCUCGUCGAUAACUCCCUGCUCGUUUACACUGCUGAUAAUGCGCUGAGCCAUUAUCUUAUUGUUCCGACGGCGGAGACUAUACAACUUCACUUUUGUGGCAGUAUUACGUUUGACGGAGUCAUUGCUGCACCAAAUGCUGUCAGAGGCCUAAGUUGGAUGAUUCCAAAUGCGCAAAAGCAGCUCGGAGAUCCGAUGGAGGACCUUGCUGUUGCGACUGUACUCAUGAUGGUUGGUGGGAAACUGGUGCUUCUGCGUCCUCAAAAGGCUGGGCAACAGGAGGUAAAGUACGAUAUGCAAAUCCUUGCGGAUCGCAUAGAAUUUUGUUGGAUACACCUUAGUGGUAUUGGAACACUCGAAAACUCGUUAUGGGGAUACGAUGGUCGAGGCAUUCGAAUAUGGCUUAACGCCCUGAACCUGGAGACACCAUCCGGAUCCGCUACCCCGCCUGACUCUAUUGAAGAAAGUGUCAAUAUACCUCUAGAGUUCUAUCCAUUGUCCUGUCUAAUGGACAAGGGCAUACUGAUUGGCGCAGAGCAUGAAAUUGCUGCGCGCCCUACACUUCCGUUCGUUUUGUUCAGGCAUACAACUAGCUCACAUCUCUUCCUCCAUCAUAUCUUGCAUGCGCAUCUUCAGUCUGGCGAAGUAGGACAAGCCGUUUCUUUUGCAAAGCAUUACGAAAACCUGGUGUACUUUGCCCACUCUCUUGAAAUUCUCCUCCAUACUGUCGUUGAAUCUGAAGCUGACCUCGACAACCCAUCGGACACUACUGUUGCAUCUGCAGUCCUACCAAAGGCAGUUGAAUUCUUGGAUCAUUUCGACGCCGCUCUGGAUGUCGUCGUCGGUUGUGCCCGUAAAACUGAGAUGGCCAGGUGGAAGUACCUUUUUGGAAUUGUUGGUAGUCCUAAAGUGCUGUUCGACAAAUGCCUCUCCCUAAACAAACUCAAGACCGCUGCAUCAUAUUUACUCGUACUGCACAACCUAGAACAACUGGAAGACUACAAAGGCGCGAUCGUUCUCUUGCAUAGAGCACAGGACGACGGGGAUUGGCAGUUGUGUCGAGAAUUGCUUCGGUUCCUUCACUCCAUCGAUGACAGUGGGUCCGCUUUGCGGGAAGCCCUCGACCAGACGGGUAUCUUAUCUGUAUCUAGUUCUGAAAGCCAGGAGACGGACCAUGACGCAAGUUCAAGCUCUUAGAACUCUUUCUGAUUCCAUUCCCACAGCAAACCCAAAGCAAGCCUGUAAUAUACGCCG
Fomitiporia mediterranea MF3/22 is the source of this 3165-nucleotide messenger RNA. RefSeq names its product RIC1-domain-containing protein. Gene Ontology annotation, biological process: retrograde transport, endosome to Golgi; intracellular protein transport. Lineage: Eukaryota; Fungi; Basidiomycota; Agaricomycetes; Hymenochaetales; Hymenochaetaceae. Gene Ontology annotation, molecular function: protein binding. The coding region runs from base 85 to 3108 and encodes 1007 amino acids. Gene Ontology annotation, cellular component: Golgi membrane; Ric1-Rgp1 guanyl-nucleotide exchange factor complex; cytosol. The transcript has 17 exons. The record is from RefSeq and is a predicted model, not a curated record.